AUGACAUGUACGGACCAUUCACCUUCGCUCCCAGGCCCCCAGGAUGCUGAUACAUUUUAUUUAAGACGCUUGGAGCCCGAGACCAGCGAGAGCACGGCAUCUUGGAUGCCUGUGUGGCGUUCAUUCUUGCAACAAUUCCACUCUCACACCCCGGCAAACCACUCACAGAGCGUCUCACCCACUCUCGAGCCAAUAUCAGAUAUGAUUCGAGCUCUAUUCGCCGUUGCGUCCACUAUCCACCACCUUCAGCAUCGCACUGCAUUCCUCGCCAUUCCUAACUUCGUCAUAGAUUCGACUUAUGCUGUCAGCGUUAUUGAUCCGCUCCUUUCGGGCGCUGGGCUGCACGGCUUCCAAUCUAGGCGGUUGGAUGAGUCCAGAGCGGCACUCCUCGGCUUGUACCAGCUCCAACACUGUUAUGGAAUCCACGUCAAUGAAACGCAUCAGAUUCCUGACAUCGAGUGCGAGAAGUAUAACGGUCGCCUCAUCCACUCGUUCCUCAGCAUCCAACUUGAUGCAAGUUACUUUGGCCUCCACCAAAUGUACCGCAAUGAGGGACUGAUCGCCAUCUCUGAAAAUAUGACAGAAGAUCACUUCGAUGGUGGUACUGACUCUCUAGAUGCUCAAGAUCCUGAUCAUUAUUGGAGCUGGGUCAAAGACCGUGUGUCUCAUUUCUCGCGACACGGUGCAGAGCCGAUAGAUCUCCUCAUUCUGCAUGGCACAGGGGUGACACGACCGAAAUUUCUGCAGCUCGUUCGAGAGGUUUUCGCCCACAACGACAAGAUCAAGGCAGAGGAAUACCUCCGUACCGCAGAGGAGCACGCCUACGCUGCCUCUAGGGGCGCUGCGCAAAUCGCCAAGACGGGUAUGUGGACGAAUUUCGAGCACUGCAUUCCUAGAUAUGGCUGUCCUCUUAGCGAACACGCUCCGCCGGAAUUUCAAUGGCGCCAAGCAGAGCAGGAGCCGCGAGAAGAGUGUAGAGAAGAACUUUGA
Molecule: messenger RNA, 990 nt
Organism: Cladophialophora bantiana CBS 173.52
Lineage: Eukaryota; Fungi; Ascomycota; Eurotiomycetes; Chaetothyriales; Herpotrichiellaceae
Exons: 1
Coding region: 1-990 (329 amino acids)
Source: RefSeq, a predicted model, not a curated record